GAUCUAUUAUAUAUUUAUUUGGAUAAAUUAAGGAUUUUAAAAUGAUUAAUCUGAAGAAGCUGGUUUCAAUUCUCACCAUUUUGGCCACCAUUUGUGCAGCAGCAGAAGAAGCUAAAGAGAAUGGCGGUGGCGGUUUUACGGUUGAACUCAUCCACCGGGACUCUCCGGCGGCUUCUCCACUCUACAACCCUCUUCUUUCUCGGCGGCAACGCAUGAGCAUUGCGUUUCACAAUUCUAUGAACCGCGCCGCCGCCGCGGCCGAUUCAUCCGCCGCUUCCGUCCGGGUGCUCCCUGAUCCUAAGGGAACAUAUCUCAUCAGACUGUCCGUCGGCGCCCCAACGCCGGCGGCUAAGCUCGCCGUCGCGGACACCGGCAGCGAUCUUAUAUGGCUGCAAUGCUGCCACCCUCCCGUUCAUGAUCAAAAAGCUCCCGUUUUUAAUCCCAACGAUUCCUUAACGUAUAAACCAGUCCCCUGUGAUUCCAAGGCGUGCUCAGGUCUACCCAGAAGCCGGUGCGCCGCCGCCGCCUCCGGCGGCGGCGGCGGCGGCGGGGGUAGUAACACCACCUGUCUGUAUUCUGCUACGUAUAACGACGGGUCGUUCAGUUACGGCGAACUGGCCACCGAUACGUUUACGUUAGACGUAGUUUCCGGCGGAAAAAACGCGUCGUUCCCCGACAUUAUUUUCGGGUGUGGGUUUAAAAACUACUUCGAGAAUAACGAUACCGAGGUUUCCGGGAUUGUCGGUCUCGGGUCGUCGCCAUAUUCGCUCAUAAAUCAAAUCGGCGGCGCCAGAUUCUCCUACUGCUUAGUUCCGCUGUCAAAUCUGAACGCCUCAAGCACGCUACACUUGGGCCACCGUUCCGCGGUGGUCCACGGCGGUCCCGGAGUGGUUUCCACUCCGCUAAUCUUGAAACCUCCGAGAAACUUCUACUACCUGACUCUCCUAGGAAUCUCUGUCGGAAACCAAACACUAAACCUCGUCGACGAGUCAUCAUCAAGAGCCGUUCCAAAAGGCAACAUCUUCAUAGAUUCCGGCACCACCUUCAGCUUUCUCCCGGCGGAUUUAUAUCUCAGGCUGGAAGAGAUGGUGAGGAAUUCCAUAUCACUAAAGCCUAUGGAGCCGAAUCCCAGGAGAUUCCUACGGCUUUGCUACCGGGAUUUGGGAGCGGAGGAUGUGCCGAUAAUCACGGCGCGGUUUGACGGCGGCGGAGAGCUGAAGUUGAAGGCGGUUAACAGCUUUGUUGACAUCGGAGAUGGAGUUGGGUGUUUAGGGUUUGCUCCGACAAAGGGAAUUCCGGUGUUUGGGAACGUGGCGCAUACGAAUUUCUUGGUGGAAUAUGACCUGGAGAAGAUGGUUGUAUCCUUCGAGGCUACAGAUUGUGUGAAAUGGAAAUACAAGUAGUGCAUUUCUGUGCCAA
Ipomoea nil (Japanese morning glory) is the source of this 1419-nucleotide messenger RNA. RefSeq names its product aspartic proteinase CDR1-like. Gene Ontology annotation, cellular component: extracellular region. The coding region runs from base 42 to 1403 and encodes 453 amino acids. NCBI's taxonomy places the organism in Eukaryota, Viridiplantae, Streptophyta, Magnoliopsida, Solanales, Convolvulaceae. The transcript has a single exon. The record is from RefSeq and is a predicted model, not a curated record.